AUGAGCACAUUGCUGAGUAAUAGUAAAUUCAUUGUUUCGUUCAACGGAGGCUUCAAGAUCUACAAUGCCAACACUCUCAAGCUCUACAAAACUCUAAAAGAGCAAUCCUGCAAUCUAUUUGAACUCUCUGGUUCUACAAUUUUUUUCACCAAUGACUAUGGCUUGCUCACCUAUAAUAUCGAGACUGAAAAGAGAACAGAGGCAAUAAAGGCACAUGGAAACACUAAAGUAUCGUCCAUAUUUGUGAAUGGGAGCUUUCUAUAUCUUGGAUAUGAUAAUGGAACACUAGAGGUUCAUACAUUCAACGAGCAUCUAUUCAAACUGCAUAAAACCUAUAGACAUCCAGGUAUUGUUAGUACAAUAAAAAGUGAUAAUAUCAAGAUAUAUGUAACGGAUCUGCGCAAUAGAAUAACGAUGUAUCCAGAAAAUGCCUGUUUUGAUUUUAUACAGCCCAAAAUAUUUUUUGAUAGAUGUUUGUAUGCCAUAUCUGAAAAUAAAGUGUAUGUCAACACCAAGGAUGCCUUUGGAUUUCUCUUUGAGCUGAAGGAUGAUGUAGAUGAAGUUGUUUUCAGCCCUCUGGGUGGAAUAAUGUUUACCAGGAAUAUCAGAGGGGUAAGGUGUUAUGACUGCAUGGGGCAGGAGCUAGGAAGAUUUUUUGCUAACGAGUUUACGGUAGUUUCAAGAGAGGGCAGAUGCUAUAUUGUGGAAGAGCAGGACGGAGUCUUGAAGAGUAUGGAUACGUAUUUAAGAGAUAUUGAGAAGGUAGAGAUGCAGUUUACAAAGGUGAAUAUUAAAGAAAAGACGGUAAGUGCUGAAGAGUAUGAGCAGAAGUACAGCUACAUUGAUGAUGGAAAUAAGAGAAGCUUUCCAAAACAUAGGUUAAGUAUUGGUAAAGAUAGCACUAGUAAAAGUAGUGCAAACAGUAAAGAGAAUGGUGUUGGUAAAAGGGAUAUUCAAGAUAGUACUGGAGAAACCAGUGAAAAUAAAAGUAAUGUCAAGAUUAGUAAAAGACAGGUGAUGGUAUCGUCUGAGGAGAGUGAAGUUUUUGCGAAUAAUCCCGCCACGCCUGCGUUUAACCCAAAUACUGCAGUACUGAAAAGAAACCCAUCCUCUUAUGAAAACCAGGAAGCCAGGCUCCACUUCUUUUCGUCCGAAGGGUACAUGAUUUCCCUUGAAUCAGCUCUCUCAAGCCAGGUUUAUAUUAAGUUUCACAACCACGAGACAGAUUCAAUAGAAAUCAAGGAUACUCUGAAAUCCACGCUUGGAUCAUUUUGUGGCGAGAACUUUGUUCUCAGUGAUGGAAAUGUCAUAAACUUCAAUGAUGUUUGGCAAAAGCCUAUUCCUUGCUCCCUUCUUGGAAUUGAUCGCAACUUUAUUUAUGCGUUUGACUGUAAUAAUCUAAAUAUUAUUGACUUUAGGGGUAACGUAGUCAGGACUAUUUACACGCCAGAUUCCUACUCGUUCUGUGUUGAAAAAGGGAAUGAACAGCAGAUUGCCAUUUUCUGUAAGACCUGCAUUAUGAUGUAUAAGGACAAGGAAGUCGAGUACAUCCCUGCUUGCAAUAUCGACUUUGGAUGCUUUGAUGGGUCUACUCUUUAUGUAAGGAUAGGCAGAGAGAUAUUUGGAUUACAAGGAAGAGUGCUAGUUAAAGUCUACGAGACAGAUGAGAGGCCACUCACUGUAUCAGAAAAUACCUUAGUAACACUUAGUGAAAACACGCUUCUUCCAAGACCAGCAGUCAGAUACCACCCACUUAAGCAUGAGAAGAUUGAGGAGGUAGAGAUAGAUUCCCUAAGAUUUGGCAAAUACAAGCAAUGCACAAAUUAA
This is a messenger RNA of Vittaforma corneae ATCC 50505, 1827 nucleotides long. RefSeq lists its product as uncharacterized. NCBI's taxonomy places the organism in Eukaryota, Fungi, Microsporidia, Nosematidae. Gene Ontology annotation, molecular function: protein binding. The record is from RefSeq and is a predicted model, not a curated record. The transcript has a single exon. The coding region runs from base 1 to 1827 and encodes 608 amino acids.